GUAAAUAUUUUCUAACUUUGCACCCACUUCACAAUACUUUUAAGACCUACUUUAAUAUCCAUAAACCCCAUCUUCUUUAUUCUACCACACACUCUCUCCUCUCUCUCUCUCUCUCUCUCUCUCUUCUCUCUAGCAACAAUGCAGCUCCGGUCAGUGGCCGUGGCCGCGGUGGUUAUUCUCUCACUAUUGCUCUUUCCUCCACCUAUUUCAGCUCAUAACAUCACACAUAUACUGGCAAAACACCCAGAGUUCUCAACCUUCAACCACUACUUAACCUUAACACACCUCGCACCAGAAAUAAACAAUCGUGAAACUAUCACAGUAUGUGCAGUGGACAAUGCCGGAAUGAACCAGCUACUAUCCAAACACCUCUCGAUCCAAACUAUCAAGAACGUAAUAUCUCUUCACAUUCUUUUGGACUACUUUGGUGCGAAGAAGCUACAUCAAAUAACAAACGGAACUGCAUUAGCUGCUACGAUGUUUCAAGCUACUGGUUCAGCUCCAGGUUCAACUGGUUUUGUUAAUAUAACGGAUUUGAAAGGUGGUAAAGUUGGGUUUGGUCCUGCUGAGAAUCAUGGUAAUCUACCAGCUAUGUUUGUUAAAGGUGUUGAAGAGAUACCUUAUAAUAUAUCUGUUAUACAGAUUAGUACUAUGUUGCCUUCUGCUGUUGCUGAAGCUCCUACACCAGAACCUAGUCACAUGAACCUUACAUCUUUAAUGUCUGCUCAUGGUUGUAAGGUAUUUGCAGAAACUUUGUUGAAGUCUCCAGCUGAGAAAACCUUUGAGGAUAACGCUGAUGGUGGCCUAACAAUUUUUUGUCCCGGAGAUGAUGCAAUGAAGAACUUCAUGACUAAGUUCAAGAAUUUAACUGACGAUGGAAAACAAUCGUUGCUCGAGUAUCAUGGAGUACCAGUGUAUCAAUCAAUGGCAACCUUGAAAUCGAACAAUGGAGUGAUGAACACCUUAGCUACUGAUGGAGCUAAGAAGUAUGACUUCGUAGUGCAGAAUGAUGGCAAUGUGGUUACUCUAAAGACGAAGAUUGUGACAGCGAAGAUAACUGGAACGCUUGUUGAUGAGCAGCCUGUUGCUAUCUUUACGAUAGACAAAGUUUUGAUGCCGAAGGAGUUGUUUAAGGCUGCAGAGGCGGAUGCUCCUGCACCUGCACCUGCAGCGGCACCAGAGGCUGAUGCAGAGUCACCUAAAUCAGCUAAGAAGAAGAAACAUAAGGCGCCUGUGGCAGCUGAUACACCAGCAGACUCACCGGCUGAUGGACCAACCGAUGAUUUUGCAGAUUCUACGGCUGAUGAUGAUAAUGGUGGCGGGUUUAGGUACAGCGGUGGGACUGUUGUUGCUGGAGUUUUGAGUAUGUGGUUUCUCUUUUUAUUGCUUUGAGUUAAAAUGGUGUUUGAAGGGCAGCCCUGGAGUGACCGGUAAAGUUGUUGCCGUGUGAUCAGGAGGUUGCGGGUUCAAGUGAGACCCUUUCCCGAGUCUUGUGCAUAGCGAGAGCUUUAAUGCACCGGACUGCCCUUUAUGAGUUAAAAUACUUUUUAUUGUGAAAUAAUUGUUGUUAUUCAUAUUGUAAUUUGUACUUUUUGUGUAUUAUUUUUUUUUUGGUCAAGGCUUUUUGUGUAUUAUUAGAAUAGAAUAGCUGGAAGUCUUUUGUGUCUUUUUUUUGGUUUGUUUGAAUACUUUUUGUUCUUUGUUGUUUCUUUGGACUAUAGUAUAUCAAUUUAUGACUUAUGAGCUCAAUAUUUUUGGAUAUUGAGCUGUAUAAAUCAUGUCAAGACUUGUAUAA
Capsicum annuum is the source of this 1795-nucleotide messenger RNA. RefSeq names its product fasciclin-like arabinogalactan protein 1. Gene Ontology annotation, cellular component: plasma membrane. The transcript is spliced from 2 exons. Lineage: Eukaryota; Viridiplantae; Streptophyta; Magnoliopsida; Solanales; Solanaceae. The coding region runs from base 139 to 1392 and encodes 417 amino acids. The record is from RefSeq and is a predicted model, not a curated record.